Messenger RNA from Gymnodraco acuticeps, 2372 nucleotides. Its product is annotated as mucin-5AC-like. The record is from RefSeq and is a predicted model, not a curated record. Bases 54 to 2159 code for a protein of 701 amino acids. NCBI's taxonomy places the organism in Eukaryota, Metazoa, Chordata, Actinopteri, Perciformes, Bathydraconidae. The transcript is spliced from 2 exons.
AUUGACGAAGGACUUCACUAUACCUGGAGUUGUGAGAAUUAACACUGGUCAACAUGGAAAGAAAAAUCCUCUGUUGGAUAUUUUUAUUUGGAUAUUUUUAUGUUGCUAUUGGACAAGGUUCAUCUACAACAAGUGCCACCAGCCCAACUCCAUUUUCAAGUGUAACCACCACAACUCCAGUUUCAACCACUACACCUGCUGCCACCUCAACUACAAUUUCAACCACGACAACUACAAGCCCCAACAAUCCAGUUUCAACUACCACAUCCCUCAUUUCAACAGCCACAACUGCAGCCCCUACCUCUCCAGUAACAGGAACCAACACUGCAUCUCCAACAACUACAACGCCAACAACUGCAACUCAUACAACUGCAGGUCAUACGAGUGAAGCUCCUACAGCUGCCCCCAUGACUGUAGCCCCCACAACUGCUGCUCCUACAACUGUAGCAGCCACAGCUGCAGCUCAUACAACUGAGGGUAUUACCAGUUUAGCCUCCACAACUGCGGGCCCCACAUCUCCAACCCCUACAACUGAAGGCCAUAUAACUGCAGCUCGCACAAUUGCAGCCCCCACAACUCCACCUACUACAAUUGGAACCACAAUAACUGAAGUCGUAACAACUCCAACCCUCACAACUGUAGCACCCACAGCUGUAGCUCCCACAACGAUAGCCCCUACAACUGUAACCACUACAACUGAAGUCGCAACAACUGCAACCCCCAUAACUACAGUCUCAACAACUGCAGCCUCCACAAUUGCAACUCCUACGACUGCAGCUUCUACAACUGCAACCACUACAACUGAAGUCGCAACAACUUCAGCCCCAACAACUCAAACCGCUUCAACAGAAGCCCCCACAACCGCGGCCCAUACAACUGCAGCUAUAACAACGGCAGCAACUGCCACUGUAGCUGCAACAACUGCAACUCCCACAACUGUAGCCCCCACAACUGUAACAGCUACAACUGCACCCUCCACAACUGGAGAGUCUAUGACUGCAGCCUCCACAACUCCAGCCUCCACAACUGCAACCACCACAACUGAAGUCGCAACAACUGCAGCUCCUACAAGUGCAACCCCCACAACUCUAGCCCCCACUACUGUUACAACGGCAACUGCACCCUCCACAACUGGAGAGCCCACGACUGCAGCAACUCCAGCCUCCACAACUGCAACCACCACAACUAAAGUCGCAACAACUGCAGCUCCUACAACUGCAACCCCCACAACUGCAACCCCCACAACUGUAGCCCCCACUAUUGUAACAAGUACAACUGCACCCUCCACAACUCAAGAGCAUACGACUGCAGCCUCCAAAACUGCAACCACCACAACUGAAGUCGCAACAACUGCAACCCCCACACCUGUAGCCCCCAAAACUGUAACAACUACAACUGCAGCCUCCACAACUUCCGCUCCUACGAGUGCAGCCUCCACAACUGCAGCUCCUAUGAGCGCAGCCUCCACAACUGCAGCCUCCACAACUGCAGCUCCUAUGAGCGCAGCCUCCACAACUGCAGCCUCCACAACUGCAACUCCUAAGACUGCAGCUUCUACAACUGCAACCACCACAACUGAAGUCGCAACAACUGCAGCCCCAACAACUCAAACCGCUUCAACAGAAGCCCCCACAACCGCGGCCCAUACAACUGCAGCUACAACAACGGCAGGCCCUACCACUGUAGCUGCUACAACUGGGUUCCCUACAACUGUGGACCCCACGACUGCAUCAACAACAACUGCAUUUCAUACUACUGCAGCCCCCACAACGGUAAUAACUACAACUGCAGCCUCCACAACUGGAGAACCUACGACUACAGCCUCCACAACUUCAGCCUCCACAACUGCAACCACCACAACUGAAGUCGCAACAACUGCAGCUCCUACAACUGCAACCCCCACAACUGUAGCCCCCACAACUGUAACAACUGCAACAGCACCCUCCACAACUGGAGAGCCUAUGACUGCAGCCGCCACAACUCCAGCCUCCACAACUGCAACCACCACAACUGAAGUAACAACAACUGCAGCUCCUACAAGUGCAACCCCCACAACUCUAGCCCCCACAACUGUAACAACUACAACUGCAGCCCUCCACAACUGGACAGCCCACGACUGCAGCAACUCCAGUUUCCACAACUGCAACAACCACAACUGAAGUCGCAACAACUGCAGCUCCUACAACUGCAACCCCCACAACUGUAGCCCCCACUAUUGUAACAAGUAUAACUGCACCGUCCACAACUCGAGAGCCUACGACUGCAGCCUCCACAACCGCGGCCCAUACAACUGCAGCUAUAACAACGGCAGCAACUGCCACUGUAGCUGCAACAACUGCAACUCCCACAACUGUAGCCCCCACAACUGUAAC